Molecule: messenger RNA, 1685 nt
Organism: Ceratosolen solmsi marchali
Lineage: Eukaryota; Metazoa; Arthropoda; Insecta; Hymenoptera; Agaonidae
Exons: 6
Coding region: 191-1363 (390 amino acids)
Molecular function (GO): acyltransferase activity, transferring groups other than amino-acyl groups
Source: RefSeq, a predicted model, not a curated record
CGACGACACCGACGAUAACGACGACAUCCACGACACCGACGACAACAUCAACCACGAAAAUAAAAGCCAAGACAGAGUGGACAACAACGACGGCCAAAACGACAUCCAACACGAUAACGACGACGAAGCGAGGGCGGCCCCGCGGAUCGCCAUCCCCGGGAGAAGACGCUGCUAAAGGCCUCGUGGCAGUAUGGAGUGUUCCGACGCACUAGAACGGGGCCGAAACUUUCGACUACUUGCAGCUGAUGAAUUACCUCAACUCUUAGACUUCCUUGCUACUUAUCUACCUGUUUCACUUAAAUUCCACCAAACCCUUCUGACCUACAUGCGGAAAAACGUGUGGGAGUUUCACUUUUACGUAGCUAAUAACUGGCCCGAGGUUCCUGUAUCUCUGCAUUUUCCUGGGAUGACACUCUCGUCUCAUGGGCUUCUGUAUGAGAGUGUCGGGGUAUUUUGCCCCAACGACCGGCUCGAAUGUCUACAGCUGCUUCUUGAUGAAGAUGCCCUCAUCAGUUGGGAUAAACCGUUAUACAUAAACUUCGUCCACUCGGAAAUCGCCGACGAGCUGACACGGCUCUACGAGGGCCACGGCACCGUCGAGCGGGUUCUCGGCGACGUAUGGGCCUGUGACGAGCCAGAGAAAACAGAACUACGCGACGACGAAGUCACUGACGACGUUGACGUGAAGGUAUUACCACUAAGGGCUGAGCAUGCAGAGGGCAUCCAUGAAUUAUAUCCAGCCAAUGAUAUGGAGUGCCACGAGCUCUUCCUACGCCUUAUUAAGAACCUUUCAGCGGCUGGAGUUUUCGCGAAUGGUAGCUUAGCUGCUUGGAUGGUUCAGUCCUAUUACGGUGCCAUGUUCUCCAUGCAAACUAAACCGGAAUUUAGAAGAAAAGGUUAUGGUACGAAAUUAGCGAGAUUUCUGACUAAAAGAGUCGCCGAAAAUGGCUACAAACCAUUCGUGGUAAUUCGACCGGAGAACGAGGCAAGCCAAAGCUUAUAUAAGAAGCUUGGAUUUAGAAAACUUUACACGAUUGUCCGCAUGACUUUCGUGCCCGAAGUGUGGCAGGAACCCGUCGACAACGUUGCAAAUUCGAUAUUAAGGGAUAAUCUUGUUAACGCCGUAAGACAGCUCAAUAUUCAACAAAAUGUCCUUGAAGCUUUACAGAUUGAUUCGGUUAAAAAGGACGAAACUGAUGUUCGUGAUGAAGAAAUCGAUGGUGUUUAUACCAGAGUCGAAGAGGCGUUGGAGCCCAUUGACGAGCGACCAGAAGAAAAUAUAAGAUAUAACGAUGAGAAAGAAAGUAUCGUAAAUGACGAACAAACAAUAAUAAUCGAAGAUAAUAACAAAGAUUGUUCAUAAGAUGAAAUUUAGUAAUUUGUGAACAAAGACAACGUUUGAACAUUUAUAAAACGAUACAUCUAUGAAAUAUUGAUCGUCCAGUUUUGUUUGGUCAACAUCGUUAACUAACUAACAUCGCUUAGCAAUGUUCGAAGUUACCUAAAUCUAUAUCAAUGACAAAUUAUUAUUAACGACAACCGUUAAACUUUAUCUUAUGCAAUUGAUGAGGUAUUUAAAUACUGCAACCGUUCAGUUUGAAUACUACGAAGUCAUCAAAAAAUUACUUCAGCGUUUAAAUUAUUGCUUGAUUGUUAUUGGCUAUUAAUAAAAUUAUCAUUAUAUA